UGUAACUUGGCCAUACUCGAGCACCACGCCCAUCAGUAGUACCUCCACGGCCCUGGGGGCAUUUGGAUACUACCAGACUUGUUGUUACGCACGAAGGUCGUCCGAGUUCAUUGAAUGUUGGAGAACACGUGAUGAGGUUUGGCACGAAAGUCAGCAUUGGUGCAAUCCUCUGCUCCAUCUCCACGUCUUUCUUCCACGACCCACGCUGCCUUAGUUUGCUCUGCUUUCUGUUUACGGAAGUACUUAGGAGCACGAGGUUACAUUCAAACAAAUAUCCAAACUCCGUUCGCGAAUGCGGCCCGAUGAUGCGCGGUACAUGCUUCGACGAACCCUCGAACCUUCCAUGGGCCUCAAUCAGGGGUUCAGAAAUCCAAUAUAUGGAUAGCCAGCGUCCCCUGUGCGCAAACGACCGGGUUGCAGAUCCCGAGCAGCGGGUCCCAGCCUGUUCAUGGCGUGAACGAUUCUCGUCACUCUAUCACCUGCGCUUAUGAGCUGGAAUCGAAAGUGAUAUAGUCUAGAACCCCUCCCUCCGCCGCGGUACAGAAUCGAAAGACAGGGUGGACGGCAAGAGCUUGGAGAGACCCUAUGGGGGUGAGCUAGGGUCGGGUUUAUGGACCUUGCCCGAUGAGGAUUAUAUGCGGCGUCGAG
This is a messenger RNA of Eremomyces bilateralis CBS 781.70, 648 nucleotides long. RefSeq lists its product as uncharacterized. The transcript is spliced from 3 exons. Bases 132 to 491 code for a protein of 119 amino acids. Lineage: Eukaryota; Fungi; Ascomycota; Dothideomycetes; Eremomycetales; Eremomycetaceae. The record is from RefSeq and is a predicted model, not a curated record.